AUGGCCUCACCAACAAAGAGAGCCCCAUCCAGGCGAGCAGCUCUAACAAGUCGACCAACCAUCAUCAACGACGAAAACGUCUCUCCCUACCGCGAAUCCUCGCUUUCUCUGCAACCCUCCGAACCACCCUCCUCACCUCUAAUCUCGAAUACUUUCCUCUACAACUUACCCGAUCCAACACUUGGCUUUCCAGCUGCCUCAAGCAGCAUUCUUCCGAGUCCAUUCAAGCGUUCGGCUAUCGCUUCGCUCAAUAAACCGCUUCCACGAGAGCAGACACAAGAGCUUCCAAAAUCAGCUCCUGCUCCAUCUUUCAGCACGGACGUCGCAAAACUUAUGCAAGCAAACCUAAACGCUCCUGGUGGUCUGCCUACUCCGCCUAGCUCAUCGGAAGCUCUAACCACCACUCCCGCCGGUCCGGGGAAGCAUACUCUUGCAGCGCUGCCACGCGAACCUGUUUCUCCUUCGCCAUCGCGUAUCCGUAAUGCUAUCCUUUCGCCAGCCAGAGCUUCUCCGGCGAAAGUUUUACGGGAUGGCCCUGCUACGCCAAGCAACCGUCGCUUGCUUUCCAGCAAUAAUCAAGAUACGCAUGAGGACGAAGAUGAUGUAUUCAAAGGAUCGUCCACUGAUCGCACUCCCACGAGACUAAAUGCUCUUUCUGAAGUCGAAUCAGAAGAAGAAGAAGAAGAGGAGGAGGAGGAGGAGGAAGAGAUCCAGUUGGUUGGGAUUAGACGUGGUGGACCAGACGCAACCUUCAUCCGCGAGAUUAAGGAGAAUGGGUGGGAUCAACCCCUGCCUCCCUCGCCGAUUAAGUUUACGUACCUCCAGCCCGAUCCUCCGCGAACUAGACGGCAGUCGAGUGUGGGGUCUAGGCCACGAUCGAAGACUCCUUCGGUAUCUGCUCCUUCUCGUGCUUCUUCGAUGGUGGUGGAGGAAGAUGGGGAGGGGGUGUCGGAUGAAUCUAUCAAAAGCUCCACUUCUCAACUCACCAGUCUCAGCAGAAUAAGUAGGAGCAGAAGAGGAGGGAGAGUGUCGGUUGCUAGAAGUUCAGCUCAACCUCCAGUAGUGGCUGAUUUGACAAGAGAUCAUCCUUCGCUGCCGGAUUCGCCAGGAGAUGAUCCGUUGCUGUUGACUGGUCCAGAUACUUUCAUCGUCUACCAUGAGGGGACACCCAGCGCAAAGCAGCACGCCCGUGUUGCAAGGGCUAAAGGGGAUGCCAGUAUGUCGCUUACCCAUUCUACUCCUCUUCCGACUGCGGCGGCGGGGCAGAGAAGGGAUAGUAAUGGUUCGGAUACCUCUUCGGGCGGUCAGAGAUCUUUGUAUGCCCAUAUGUCCGGUCGUACAGCAGCUGCUGCUGAGGGCCAAGUUUCAUUCGAUGACGCAGAAGAGGAGGAAGGUGCAACAGCAUCUCCCUUUUUGCCUUUUGACGAUGAAGGCUUUGCCUCCGAGUCUGAUGAUGAAGCGGGGCCACUUGUCGCACAAGAUGCCACAGCCGUGCAAGAGGAGGGGGUACUGCGGGAGAUUGCAAGUAUGAGCGACAUCUCACCAAGCUUUGCUGACGAGUCGGCAUUGCGCAAAGAGCAGGUCGAGGUGAAGGCUUCGAUACGGAUGGUGAACGAGAAGGUGCUAGCUGAAGGUCCGGUUCAGAGUAUGGACGCCAGCGUGGGAGAGCAGAGCCUUGAUGCUAGCGCCACAGUGGAUAGCGAAGCUGAAGAUCAGGACGAGGAGGACGAGGCGACAACUCACAACACCAGCGUGGUCGCCAGUAUGGACGCAAACCCUGACCACACAGACGAAAGCGAGGACCAUGAAUCCGAAGAGGCUGAAGGACAGCAAGUCGCAGCGGACGUCUCGCUCGCCGGCCAAACCCUCGAUAGCGGCCAAACUCUCGAUAGCGAACCCAACGAGACCGCAGACUUCAACGACUCGGCCCGCGCUGAUACGACACGCGAUGUAGCAGAAAACGCGGUGAAUGUCUCUCAAUCGAACGAGGUUAGCGAGGAGGAGGAGGAGGAGGAGGGACCCGAAGCCUCGCAUGCAGCGGACGAGUCACAGAUGCAUGCUUCUGCUUCUGCUUCCCUGGACGCGGACCAAAGCAUGGACAGCUCCAUGACCAGCCACGCUAGCACUCACGCAGAUGAGUCAGGAGACGUAGAUGUCUCGCACCAAGUGGCAGACGAGUCCAUGGCGAGUUCGACCCUCAGCAACCCGGGCGAAGAACUUGACGAGUCCCGCCAAGAAGCAGCAGAGACAUCAGUCAUUGUAGACGAGUCAAUGGCAAGCUCAGACCACAGCGAAGCAUCCGACCAAGGUGUGGACGAGUCGCUACAAGUCGACGCGUCGCAGCAAAUCCAUCCUUCCCUCCGAUCAGAAGCGGCAGGAGAGAGCUCCAUGGCCAGCACAGAUCUGUCUGAAGCAGAGGCCUCUUUCGACAGCUCAGACCUGGGAAAAGAUAACGAGGGAGCUGCUGAGGAAUCUCAAGUAGCUCAUGACGUCUCUGUCGUCGACGAUUCUCUCAUUUUUGACGAAUCGCACGUUGCUGACCAAUCCGCCAGCCAUCAAGACCCCAUUGACCAGCAUGAUGAACAGCAAACCGUUUCCUUUGCGGAUGCCGAUUCACCCGUCCGCACUUCACUCCAGUUCGUCGAAGCCAUUCGUGCCUUCCCCGCCAUUCACGGUGAUCCUAUCAUCUCACCUCCUCACCCGGUCGUCCUCAUCGAUGCUCUUCCUCGUGAACCUCAAGCUAGCUUCGCCGCUGGGGAAGAAUCUGAAGAUGUCGAGAUCGAAUUCUCCACUAGCAAUGUCUCUGUGGAGAGUUUGGGCAUGCGGCAUUCUGAAUCUGUUUCGUCUGAGCUCUCUGCUCUGUCUUCCAUCGCGGAUCUGGGUGAAGGGGAGGAUGAGGAGGAGAUGCGAAAGAAGUAUGAAAGCAAGGGUGGUAGUAGAAAUACGCUGGUGGAUAGGUCGAGGAGGUUAUCUUUGAGUACUGAUUCCGAACCAGAUCUUUCCCGAAAAGAGGAGGGGAAGAGUGACGGCGAGUGGGAAGAUGUAGAAACGGGCAGAGGUACCAAGACAAACCGUUCCAGCACUAUCGCCACACCCGCUGCUGAAGAGGAGAGUGACGAGGAAGAGGAAGAGGAAGCGGAUGAUCUCUCCUCGUCUUCCAAUUCCGCUGUCGAACAGGGUCGCUCUGAAGCCGAAGAUCAUGAUAAUCAUGACGAACAGGAAGAAGAGAGCGACAACGAAGAAGAGGGCAGCGAGGAGGAAAAAGACGAAUCUUCGCAACUGGACGAAGAAGAGCCAAAUUCAGCAUCACUUCAAGAAGCUGUGAUUAUUUCUCCUUCUACUUCUCCCUCUGCUCAUUGCAACUCCGAAUCAGACGAAGAGGAGGAGGAAGGUUACGUAGUAGAAGCAGUAGUCCGUGACUCUCGCGAUCGCUUUUCAACAACCCACAGUGUAUUCGACGAAACCGAUUCAGCUCUGAUCCAUACUCUUUCCCUUCGUCAACCUCAUCAUCCUUCCACCUCUCAGCUUGACGUUACCGGAGAUGCAUCCCACUCGAGGAGUCGGGUGAUGAAGCUCAACCAACCAACCUCUACUCCUAUUGUCGAGAUCUCUUCAUUGGACCCCAGGGCUGCGGCGAGGGCAACGGCUAUAUUGAAGUUGUUCCAUAAAUAUGUUGAUGAAGGAUAUAUUGCGGGAGGGGGGGAGAUGGGGGAGGUGACGGAGGGUAGGAUGAGGAGGGUUGUUGAUGCUAUACGUGAUGCCGAUCGACGGAGGCAAGAGGAGGAGGAGGAAGAGGAGGAGGAGGAAGAGGGGGAGGGAGGUAGGGAUCUAACGACGUUACUUAUGGAUGCAGAAUUAUCGCUUGCUAGGGAGGAUGAGAGGGCCGAAUCCGGAUCUCUUAUUGGAGGGAGUAUCGGGGUGAGGUCGCCAGCUACACCUUUCUUACCGGGUGGGUUUAGAGGUACACCAGUGCAAACCUCAGCAAGCGUCAGUGGAAGGAUGCUGGGCAAGAGAAAAGAGCCUCAUGCUCUUCCCGUCGGUACUCGGGAUCGUAGCACACGCUCGCGCCGCCGAUCUUCUAGCAUUGCUGAAAUCUCGAUUGGAACAUUGGACCCUCGCUCCUGGGAUACGAGCGAUUGGGCGAGGUUAGAAAAGUACUUUACUUGUUCCAUCAAAACCUCGGCUCAAAUGGGAGAGCAUAGUGCUUCGCGUACGGAUAAAGCUCGUCGAUAUGUCGACGCGCUCCUCUCGACCAACUUAGAAGGAGCUGCUUCUGCGUUGCUUAGCGAGCUGCACAUCCCUUCUUCUCUUCGCAUACACGAGUGGUCUGUGGAGAAGUUGGAGUAUAGGUUGCAAGCACUUCAGCGUAAAUACUUGCGCAAGGUCGAAGCUAAGUACCCUGAUGCCUUCCAAUCGCAUCACUUGGAGGAGAGGAGGGAAGGGGGGGAAGAGACUCUUCCAAGUGGCGAUCUAGACUGGAGUCUCACAGCAAACAUAACCGCCGCCACUGCUCCUCCUCCGCAGGGAGCAAAAGGGAGGGUCAGUUUUGGAACACCCUUUCGCAUGGGCAUGCACUCGACUCCCGCUGUUGGCUUGCUCAAACGUGCCACACAGAAUGCUGCACAGGCUUCUUGCCGGCAGCAAGCGGAAAGGUUGUAUCCUGAAUUACCCGUUUCACCUUCACCUGCAACCCCGAGUCAGGGCGAUGAUGGAGUGAUUAGAAAAGCAGGUCGACUGAUUUCGAGGCUGAGUGGAAGUUUUGCUGGCUUGGUAUCAAGUCCGCGCCCAUCGCAGGAGGAACAAAGAGGCGAUAAGGGGAAGGGGAAGGGGAAGGGGAAGAGAAAAGCGACAGAGGCAGAACUCAUUGCUGCUUCACCGUCGGUCUCAACGAGGAGACGCAUGGUAGAGGAAGCGGAUGUAUCAGCUUCUACGAACGCUAGUCUUAGCUCUGGUCGAGAUUCGUUUGUUGAUUCGCUGUUGGGUGGUUCGGUGACCAAUGCGACUUCGAUCGAGCCUGACACUACCGCUUGCCCUCCUCCGACCAAGCAGUCAAGGCUUCCUAUCGCCACUUCUACGGGCGCACAACCAGCAGAAGAGAGAAGAACGGUAGUUGCGCCGAGGGUGAUCGUCGAUCUACCGCAACGCGGACCGCAACCCAGAGGGCAACGCAUUGCAGGACAAAAGGGUUUCACCUCCUCCCUAAACCUAGCUGGUGGAUCAUCAGGAGUCUCUCACACACCACUUUCUUUGCUUUCCCCCAACACGCACCGUGCAGCAGCGAAAAAGGUGGAUGAAUUAAGACAAAGUAGGAGGGAGAGAGGUUGGCUCAGUCCUCGCAAACAAAGGCUACAGCAGCCUACUAGAACUAGGUCGAUCGCGGCCGGACAGACUACGAGGACCACUUGGAACGGCGGAAAGGAAAGCGGUCGAAGGGGGACAAGAGAGGAGCAGGUGGAGCGAGCUGAUAGCAGUGGAAGUGGGAGAGAGGCAAGUAGAGGGGAUGGAAGCACGUCUUGCUCCUCAUUAGCAGAUGUGAUUAGUUGCAGAGCUGCAGUUGAAGCUGUUCAACAGAGACGUCCGGGUCAAUUGUCUCGUCGAUAG
Messenger RNA from Ustilago hordei, 5601 nucleotides. RefSeq lists its product as uncharacterized. The transcript has a single exon. NCBI's taxonomy places the organism in Eukaryota, Fungi, Basidiomycota, Ustilaginomycetes, Ustilaginales, Ustilaginaceae. The record is from RefSeq and is a predicted model, not a curated record. Bases 1 to 5601 code for a protein of 1866 amino acids.